CGCAGGAGGCGGGCAUGCGCAGCAGGGCGUGGAGUCCGAGGACGCCGGACGCCAUCGUGGGGCGAGACGCGGCGCCAGAUCAUCCUCUGCUCACAAACUUCGUCUCGUGUUUAUUAGGCAAGAAGAGGGUCCUCUUUCCGCGCCCAGCGCAGCCAUGGCUCGUGGUCCCAAGAAGCACCUGAAGCGCGUGGCAGCCCCAAAGCACUGGAUGCUGGACAAACUGACAGGCGUGUUUGCGCCCCGGCCGUCCACCGGCCCGCACAAGCUGAGGGAGUGCCUCCCUCUCAUCAUCUUCCUGCGGAACAGACUGAAGUACGCGCUCACGGGGGACGAGGUGAAGAAGAUCUGCAUGCAGCGGCUCAUCAAGAUCGACGGCAAGGUCCGGACCGACAUCACCUACCCCGCGGGCUUCAUGGAUGUCAUCAGCAUCGACAAGACGGGGGAGAAUUUCCGCCUGGUCUACGACACCAAGGGCCGCUUCGCCGUUCACCGUAUCACGCCGGAGGAGGCCAAGUACAAGCUGUGCAAGGUGAGGAAGAUCUUCGUGGGCACGAAAGGAAUCCCCCACCUGGUGACCCACGACGCUCGCACCAUCCGCUACCCUGACCCCCUCAUCAAGGUCAACGACACCAUUCAGAUUAAUUUGGAGACGGGCAAAAUCACUGAUUUCAUCAAGUUUGACACUGGUAACCUGUGCAUGGUGACCGGCGGCGCCAACCUGGGGAGGAUCGGCGUGAUCACCAACAGAGAGAAGCACCCCGGUUCUUUCGACGUGGUCCACGUGAAGGACGCCAACGGCAACAGCUUCGCCACCCGGCUCUCCAACAUCUUCGUCAUCGGCAAGGGCAACAAGCCGUGGAUCUCCCUGCCCCGCGGGAAGGGCAUCCGCCUCACCAUCGCCGAAGAGAGAGACAAGAGGCUGGCGGCCAAACAGUGGGUGAAGUGAGCCCGGGCGGCCGGGCCGGAAGAGCCUCUGUGCAGUUAAGGUGACCCAGCGUGAGAAGAAGGUGGUGGGCGGACUGACGUGUUCGCGGAGACGUUGAUGAUGCAGAACCUGCGUUUCAUGCCCUUUUCCUGUGGGACUUACCAGCUACGCGAGUAUGACAGUCCCCUCCCCUGCAGCCACUCUCACUCCAGCCCCUUCCUUUGUCUGUGUGCCCCAGGGUCGGUCACCCACCGGCACCGCCCGCGUGCGGCCAGCUCUCCGCCCUGCAGAGCUGGUUCCGCUUGUUUAUCCCCUUCCGGUCACGUUUCUUACCCCGUCUCACAGUUGUGCGGAGACAGCGUUCCACGUGUAUUCGUAGGUUUCUUGCCAGAUGAGUAGUUUCGUUUUGAAUGUUUAUGUAAUUGCAAUUGAAAUUUUAAUAUAGAUUUUAGUUAACGUAUUAAUACUGGUUUAUUAAAUGUAGCAAGUACACCAUACCAAUGUAAGAUGUUCCUACUUGGUGAAGCUGGUUCCAGAUACAUGGGAAUCUUACCAAUUUUUCUGUAAUGUAAAAUUAUUUUAAAAAAUAAAGCUUAUUAAAAAAUA
This is a messenger RNA of Phyllostomus discolor (pale spear-nosed bat), 1531 nucleotides long. RefSeq names its product 40S ribosomal protein S4, X isoform-like. Gene Ontology annotation, cellular component: ribosome; cytosolic small ribosomal subunit. The record is from RefSeq and is a predicted model, not a curated record. The transcript is spliced from 2 exons. Gene Ontology annotation, molecular function: structural constituent of ribosome; RNA binding. Lineage: Eukaryota; Metazoa; Chordata; Mammalia; Chiroptera; Phyllostomidae. Gene Ontology annotation, biological process: translation. The coding region runs from base 155 to 946 and encodes 263 amino acids.